Verticillium nonalfalfae is the source of this 963-nucleotide messenger RNA. RefSeq lists its product as uncharacterized. NCBI's taxonomy places the organism in Eukaryota, Fungi, Ascomycota, Sordariomycetes, Glomerellales, Plectosphaerellaceae. Bases 1 to 963 code for a protein of 320 amino acids. Gene Ontology annotation, biological process: base-excision repair, AP site formation. Gene Ontology annotation, molecular function: mismatch base pair DNA N-glycosylase activity. The record is from RefSeq and is a predicted model, not a curated record. The transcript has a single exon.
AUGGGUGCCGAAGACGGAGAAAUCAAGAGCGAGGAGCUCACGGAAGACAUCCUUGAAGCCAAACCCGCCAGCUUUCAUGGCCGCCUACAAAAUUUCAUCCACGUCCCGUCCUCCACAGACUCACCACCCCGCCGCAGCGUUCGUGUUGCCGCCACUCUCGGGCAGGCAGGCAACUUGAGGCCUGAGCCCAGGCUACAGGCAUCACCAUCACCGUCUCCGUCACGGCAGACGAAACGAAAGGCGUCGCCUUCCGAGGGCACAAAAAGGAAACGGUCCACUCCUCGUUAUGCGCCUCCCUCCACCUAUGCCCACCUGCCCCUGUUGCCUGACGCCAUUGCACCCAACCUCUUGAUCCUCUUCAUCGGCCUCAACCCGGGCAUCCAGACUGCCUCGACAGGCCAUGCCUACGCGCACCCCUCGAACCUCUUCUGGAAGCUUCUGUAUCACUCGGGCAUCACGUCGCGCCUGCUGCCGGCCUCGGAAGACCGGACGUUGCCAGAGCGGUAUGCGUGCGGGUUCACUAACAUUGUGUCCCGCCCGAGCCGCAACGGCGCCGAGCUACGGAACGCGGAACUUGACGCUGGCGUUGCGGUGUUGGAGGCUAAGAUUGCCAAGUGGAGGCCAGAGGCGGCUUGCAUCGUGGGCAAGGGCAUCUGGGAAGCAGUCUUCCGGGUCAGGAAGGGCAGGGGCAUGAAGAAGGGGGAGUUUGAGUACGGCUGGCAAGAGGGCGAGAACAUGGGGGUGGUGAGGGACGGCGAGGAAGGGGGGCCGUGGGAGGGGGCCAGAGUGUUCGUCGCGACGAGCACGAGCGGACUUGCGGCGACUCUGGGGCCGAGGGAGAAAGAGGUGAUUUGGGGGGAGCUUGGGGCUUGGUGUACGCAGAGGAGGGCCGAGAGAGGCAUGCUGACUGAGGUCAAGGAGGAAGAAGCGAAGUCUGAUGGCAUCGAGCUUCUAGAUCCAUGA